Molecule: messenger RNA, 1311 nt
Organism: Brachypodium distachyon (stiff brome)
Lineage: Eukaryota; Viridiplantae; Streptophyta; Magnoliopsida; Poales; Poaceae
Product: homocysteine S-methyltransferase 4
Exons: 7
Coding region: 111-1190 (359 amino acids)
Biological process (GO): S-methylmethionine cycle
Molecular function (GO): zinc ion binding; S-adenosylmethionine-homocysteine S-methyltransferase activity
Source: RefSeq, a predicted model, not a curated record
UGUUUCAAUCCUUCCAAAUCUUUUCUGCGUUCUAUUACGUGCGUGGUCGGCGUGUGUAAUUAAUCCAGUGUGCUGGCCACCACCGCUGAACGUUAAUCGUCCGGCCGGCCAUGGGGCGUGGCGAUGGAUACGACGAUGCGGCGGGCGCGCUUCGGGGGUUGGUGCGGGAAGCGGGUGAGUGCUUGGUGUUGGACGGAGCCCUGGGCACGGAGCUGGAGGCUCACGGCGCGGACCUGCAGGACGAGCUCUGGAGCGCCAGCUGCCUCGUCUCCGCCCCUCACAUCAUCCGCAAGGUCCAUUUGGACUACCUCGAAGCAGGCGCGAACAUCAUAACGACGGCGUCAUACCAGGCCACGCUGCAGGGGUUCCAGUCUCGAGGCCUGUCGAGCGAGCAGAGCGAGACGUUGCUGCGGCGGAGCGUCGAGAUCGCGCAGGAGGCGCGAGCCAUCUUCGUGGAAGGCCGGUCAAAGGGCCCCUACGCCGGGCGCGAAAACGAUGGCUCAAGAGAGCGCCGGCCCGUGCUGGUGGCGGCGUCGGUCGGGAGCUACGGGGCAUACCUCGCGGAUGGCUCCGAGUACACCGGGGAUUACGGCAGGUCGGUCACCAAGGAAGCGCUCAAGAACUUCCACCGGAGGCGGCUCCAGGUGCUCGCGGACGCAGGGCCGGAUCUCAUCGCCUUCGAGACGAUCCCGAAUAAGCUGGAAGCACAGGCUUACUCUGAGCUGCUGGAGGAGAACGACAUAAGGAUCCCCGCCUGGUUCUCGUUCACCUCCAAGGAUGGAGCCAACGCGGCGAGCGGGGACCCUAUCACCGAGUGCGCGGCCGUCGCCGAUUCCUGCAGGAGGGUCGCCUCGGUCGGGAUAAACUGCACCGCUCCCGGCCUAAUCCACGGCCUAAUCCUCUCCAUCAGAAAGGUGACGAGCAAAGCGAUCGUGGUGUACCCGAACUCCGGGGAGACCUAUGUGGCCGAGACGAAAGAGUGGGUGGAUUCGGCUGGUGCGUCGGGGACGACGGAUUUCGCGUCGUGCGUCGGCAAGUGGAGGGAGGCGGGCGCUUCGGUGGUGGGAGGGUGCUGCAGGACGAGUCCUGCAACGGUGGGAGCCAUCGCGCGAGCGCUGCGGGAGGCGGAUGCCGCCGAUGUCUUUUACCGGCCGAAGCCGUGCUCUCUAGUGUUUUCACAGAAAUCGUAAUUUUCCAUCCAUCGGAUUAGCAUAGCAUGUAUGCAGACGUGCACUAGGCUGGUAGUAGCAGGUUAGGAGCGUACGUUUUCUUUUUUGUACUCGAACAAUCAACAAACGUGAGCUUUAUUAA